AUGAGAGUCGCCACUAUCUUCACCAUGGCCACCUUCGCGGGUAGUGCCCUUUCCAUCGCCGUCAAAGACACUGCUACUGCUGGGGGCGGUACUCCCAACUCCCCCGGCUGCGCCCGCCAAUGCCUCGUCACUCUCGUGCCAUCGGAUGGAGCUUCUAAACAACUUACUCAGGGUUUCGCCGGCUCGUGCAGGGAGUACGCUCGACGCGAGUUGUCAGGUGGUAGUCUUGAUGUUGAUGGAGGAAAGCUGAGCAUGAAUGGUGUAAACAACAUUCUCGUUGUUGACUUUGUUAAGAACGGGCGCGAUCGUCGUGCUUCCUUCACCGACUGCAAGAACGCUGUUUUCACCGGAGCGCAGUGCAGUAUUAAGGAGGGAGGUUGCACUUUCCAGGCCCAGUCUGGCUAA
This is a messenger RNA of Fusarium sp. VM40, 405 nucleotides long. The record is from the annotation of a GenBank genome assembly. Lineage: Eukaryota; Fungi; Ascomycota; Sordariomycetes; Hypocreales; Nectriaceae.